This is a messenger RNA of Phymastichus coffea, 2125 nucleotides long. It is a transcript of the gene Dh44-R1, whose product is annotated as diuretic hormone receptor-like. Gene Ontology annotation, biological process: cell surface receptor signaling pathway; adenylate cyclase-modulating G protein-coupled receptor signaling pathway. The transcript has 9 exons. Gene Ontology annotation, cellular component: plasma membrane. Lineage: Eukaryota; Metazoa; Arthropoda; Insecta; Hymenoptera; Eulophidae. The record is from RefSeq and is a predicted model, not a curated record. Gene Ontology annotation, molecular function: peptide hormone binding; diuretic hormone receptor activity; G protein-coupled peptide receptor activity. Bases 402 to 2039 code for a protein of 545 amino acids.
GCGACGGCGAGAGCAGCGGCGAGCGCCGCCCGCCAGCCGCCCGCCGACGGUCCAGCCGUGAAUUGGCCUGCUCGCCACGCCUCGCGCCUGGCCCUCUUUGGCGUCCUCCCCCUGGCCGGCCGGCCAGCAGUCGCGAGUUCCCGUCGAGGCUGCGCCAGGCCAGGAUGCCGCAGCUGCGCGCGCCAGCCGCGCGGUCCCCGUGGAAGCGAGGCGAGGCCGCAGCUUGCCGAGCGCCAGCCGGGCGGCGCGCCGAGCCGAGCGCCCAAUGGGAAGCGCCGAGGAGCCGCAGUGAUCGCGAGCAGCCAGUGCGCGCCUAGGAGCAGUCGAUCCGAGUCGAUCCGAGUCGAUCCGAGUCGAUCCGAGUCGAUCCGAGCCGAUCCGAGCCGAUCCGCCGGGCCGCGAUGGCGAACGACAGCAGCAGCGGCGACGGCGGCGGCGGCGGCGCGACGAGCGAGGGCUGCCCGUGGAGCGAGGCCGACGAGGAGCAGGCCGGCGCGAGCUGCCCACCCGUCUGGGACACGCUCAUGUGCUGGCCGCGGACCGCCGCCGACAGCUGGGCCAGCAUGCCGUGUUUCGCCGAGAUCGGGGGCAUCCGCUACGACACCAGCCAGAACGCCAGCAAGUGGUGCUGGGCGAAUGGCACCUGGGAGCACUACUCCAACUACACGCAGUGCGCGCCGCUGUACGACGCGCUCGACGAGUCCGAGCCAACGAGCAGCGUGGAGGUGAUGACGCGGCUGUACCUGGUCGGCUACGGGCUGUCGCUGUGCAGCCUGCUCGUCGCCGUGGCCAUGUACCUGCGGUUCAGGGAGCUGCGCUGCCUGCGCAACGCCAUACACGCCAACCUGAUGGCCAGCUACAUUCUGGCCGACGCGCUCUGGAUCGCGACGGUGCUGUCGCAGGUCUCGCUGCAGUCCAGCCGACCGACCUGCGCGCUCUUCUUCUCCCUCUACCACUACUUCCAGCUGACCAACUUCUUCUGGAUGUUCGUGGAAGGCCUCUACCUGUACCUGCUGGUGGUCAAGACCUUCUCCGGGGACGGCGUGAAGCUGACCACGUGCCUGCUCAUCGGCUGGGGUCUGCCGCUGGCGGUAGUGGGCGCGUGGGCGGCGGCCAAGUGCCUGGCCGAGCCGCCGGCCAGCCGGAGCCCCGAGGUAGCCGCGGCCUGGCCGCUCGCUCGGCCAGCCGCCUGGCCGCCGCCGCUGCAGCGCCGCUCGUCUCUCUCUGCCGCAGGAGCGCGCCCUGCUGGAGCACUGCCCCUGGAUGGCGCGCCACCCGUUCGACUGGCUCUACCAGGCGCCGGCCGUGCUCGUGCUCUGCCUCAACGUGCUGUUCCUGCUGAGGAUCAUGUGGGUGCUCAUCACCAAGCUGCGCUCGGCCAGCGGCGCCGAGACUCAGCAGUACCGCAAGGCCGCCAAGGCGCUGCUCGUGCUCAUCCCGCUGCUGGGCGUGGCUUACGUGCUGGCCCUGGCCGGGCCCAACGAAGGCCCCGCGGCCCGCUUCUUCGAGUACGGCCGCGCGGCGCUGCUCUCCACGCAGGGCUUCUCGGUGGCGCUCUUCUACUGCUUCCUCAGCAGCGAGGUACGCAACGCACUGCGCCACCGCUACCGGCGCUGGGCGGCCGAGCGCAGUCUGGGCGCGGGCCGGCGCUACUACGCGCACUGGGCGCCGCGCUCGCACACGGAAAGCGUCAGACUCUACUGUCGACCGGCCGCCGCCAUCGCCGCCGCUGCCGGCGCCGCCGCCGCCACCGCGGACACCGCCGACACCGCCGACACCGCCGACACCACCGACACCACCGCUCGCCCGCGCCCGACUCUCCUCGGCGCGCGCUAGCGGCUGUUCCCCGGCUCUCGCCCGAGGCUGCUCCUCGAUUCUUGCCAUCUGUCUGCUGCAGCCUCGUACCUCGAGCACCGACCAGUCGACUACCACUACCUGGGGCCCGACAUAUCGGAAAGCGUAGCCCUAAUCAAAAGAAGACGCCUCGGCGUAAGGCUGCGGUAGCGCUCCAGCGGACUCACGGUCGAAAGGUACUUUAGCUUUAAUCUAAAAAACUAAUAAAGAUACCGAAUCGGAUUUUUUCCAAAUUACUUAUAAUACCUUGAACUUUCGAAAUAAUUACAAC